This is a messenger RNA of Penicilliopsis zonata CBS 506.65, 975 nucleotides long. RefSeq lists its product as hypothetical. The record is from RefSeq and is a predicted model, not a curated record. NCBI's taxonomy places the organism in Eukaryota, Fungi, Ascomycota, Eurotiomycetes, Eurotiales, Aspergillaceae. Bases 1 to 975 code for a protein of 324 amino acids. The transcript is spliced from 2 exons.
AUGAAUCUCCAUUAUCAUUCAAGGGGAGGAAGAAUCCAUCCUUUUUUGAACCCCCUGAUCAUUUUCCUUGCGUUUUUGGCACUUCUGGUCACUUAUGAUGGCACCCAAGCAUUGGGAUCUCCGGUGCAUGAUGUUGAUCGACCUUUUCUCGACGCCUCGCUCAAUCUCCCGCUAAAGGUCUCUCCUUCUCAUACUGAUAAGAAAUCCCAUUCUGGCCUUGCAAAGCGCGUCACUCUUAAGUGGGAUGAAUAUGUUGAAAGAGGGGCCAGUUUCCUGUGCCGCAUGGACUCGACAACCGCAACGGCCAGCGUGUGGACCGAUUAUGCUUCUCUUACAACAUGGGGAUGGGAUGAAGAUAAAAACGCCGAGGUGAUUUUCGAUGAUGCGCUUGACGAGGCCUUUGAGGAAGCACUGGCUCUUACAGCGGCAAACAUUCAAGACAAUUUCAAGUUCAUCAGUAUGGCGCAGAUUCAGAGUUUUGUGCUCGGUGGAAAACCAAAAAACCCCACCAAGGGGUAUUUUGCCAACUCUUACAAUGUCAUUGACGGUGUCAUCGUUGCCGAUGAUUUACUUUCCCCCAACCAGACAGGCGCGAAAGAACUCCCAGAACUCAAAAACUGGUCUGACGUAACCUUUUUGGUCUGGAAAAGAUUGGCCGCAGUUGCGAACACAGAUAUCAACAAUAUCAAAUAUGUCUUCCAUGCCACUAUCAGUAAUGGUGUUACAAAUUUGAUUAUUAAUGAGGCAUUUGCUAAAAGCGACAAGACUCUGGGCGACUGGGCCAAUGCAGUGACCUUUGAGAUGACUACAGAUGCAGGAAAAGCUCUCUUAGGUAGCCCCAAUGGAAGUGCUGUUGGAUGGUUCAUUGUUCAGCAUAAGGCCGCAUUUGGGGAGAAGCGGAAGGUGAAGUCGGUGACUGUUUGGGCGGAUGGGAAUGAUAGAAAUAUGUUCUUCACUCUGAAUGAUCCCAGCUGA